UACACCGAAAAAAAUGUGGAGAAGAAUUUACUUGAAAAAAGCUUGGAAACAAUUCUCACUCAGAAAAGGCUAGUUAAUGUACAAAAAUUGACAAGUGAAAGCCUAAACAUAAUUAUUAGUAGCUUUACGUAGACAUUUUUAAGUUACGUUUACUUGGGAAUUCCAAUUGACUCUUUGUUUUUAAAUGUUACUUAAGUAAUGCUUAUCACUGUGAAAAAUUGUGCUGUUAAAUAACAGUAAUUGUUUGAGGUUUUUAGGAAAAAUUGGUCUUAGAUAACUUGUUUAGUUUCUGUUUUAAAUUUCUGUAACGCAAGUAUAGUAUUCUCCAUGCAAAUAGCCAAAGAAGCUGGAAUGACCUUUAAAAAACCCACCCAGAAUGCCGUUCUGCUUCAUUAGCAGCAUGAUCAGCUGUAAUCGGCGUGAGAAAUCAGUGCAGAAAGAGCGAGUGUUUGUGGGAACAGAGGUCAGUCUCCUCCCAGCUUACACAAUAACGACUGGCUCCAGAUCAGCAUUCCCCGCCGCUGAGCUCCAGAAAGACCUGGCGAGCUGCUGAACACUGAUCAUAAACCACCGGAGCUGUGAGUGAUGGAGCCGGUGACCCGAGCCGUCGGUUCUCUCGCUCUGACCGUCAUCGAGGCGUUACGCUCCUUCACUGAGCUGUUUCUCACACAGCCGCUGACCGCCACGCUCUCUCUUCUGGAGGAGACCGACCUCAGAACGCUGGACGCAGAUGAUCGAGUGUUUAAGGCCAGAGAACUGUGGGAGAGUUCAGGAGCCGUUAUCAUAGCUGUGAGGAGACGGGAUGAUUCCUGUGCAGAGGAGGCGUCUGAUCUCUCCUCUCUGAAGCCUCAGUUGGAGGAGCGUGGAGUCGCUCUGGUCGCUGUGGUCAAGGAGAACAUGGCCUCAGAGAUUCAGGACUUCAGAGCCUACUUUAACGGAGAGAUCUUCCUCGAUCAGCAGAGAGGGUUCUACGGGCCGCAGGAGCGCUGGAUGGGCGUCUCGGGGAUCCUGCGGGCCGGCGUCUGGAUGAACGGAUGGAGGGCGUAUCAGAGCGGAUACUGGGGAAACGUUCGAGGCGAAGGCUUCGUCCUGGGGGCGGUUUACGUCAUCGGACCGGGUCAACAGGGGAUCCUGCUGGAACACAGAGAGAUGGAGUUUGGAGACAAAGUCAAGAAGUCCGACGUUAUUCAGGCUGUUGAACAGAUCAAUACUCAACUGAAAUUAAAAUAGCCAUGAGCUCAAUAAUCACUCGCUUAAUGAAAACUCUCUCAGCUUGAAUGCAUGUUAUUCUGAACUAAAUAUGAAUCUUGAAAAUAGCAGAAUAGAGAAUGCAAAGCCGUCCAUAUGUAAACAAUAAUGAUAUACAGUAUAUAUAUGCGUGUGUGUGUGUGUGUAGUUGAUGACAGACUGACUCUAAACUCAGAUGAAGGAUCAGUCUCGAUGUUUCACGCUCUACACACACACACAGAAACCUGUAAAACACACCAAUAAAACACACUAUAAACGACCAAAUGUGUGUUACUUGUGAA
Molecule: messenger RNA, 1529 nt
Organism: Onychostoma macrolepis
Lineage: Eukaryota; Metazoa; Chordata; Actinopteri; Cypriniformes; Cyprinidae
Gene: selenou1b
Product: selenoprotein U1b
Exons: 5
Coding region: 586-1230 (214 amino acids)
Source: RefSeq, a predicted model, not a curated record